AUGAACGGGAAUAAUAUAAAAGUUGUUGUGCGUUGUAGACCUUUAAAUGCCAGAGAAAAGGCUCGAGGCGCACAAUGUCUCGUUCGAAUGGAGGGCAAUAAAACUAUUCUAAGUAAACCUGGAUUACCUUCAUCCAAAGAAGUGGAUAUAGCACCGAAAGCAUUUACAUUUGAUCAGUCUUAUUGGUCUGCGGACAAAGAGGAUCAGAAUUAUGCAGAUCAAGAGAGAGUCUAUAACGACCUUGGAAGGGAAUUGCUAGAUCACGCCAUGAACGGAUACAAUUGUUGUAUCUUUGCCUAUGGUCAGACUGGUUCUGGUAAAUCUUACUCCAUGAUGGGCUAUGGUGAGGAUAAAGGUAUUAUUCCGCGAACGUGUCAAGAACUCUUUGACCGCAUUCGAUCUGCCAAAUCAGAUACGACUGACUUUCAAGUAGAAGUGUCUUACAUUGAGAUUUACAACGAAAAAGUGCGUGAUUUGCUCAACCCUCGCAACAAGAAUAAUUUGAAAGUGAGAGAACAUCCAGUGCUAGGCCCUUACGUACAAGAUUUGUCUCGGUUAGCUGUCAACUCAUACGAGAAUAUUGAUCAGCUUAUGGAUGAAGGCAACAAGGCUAGAACAGUCGCAGCGACGAAUAUGAAUGAAACUUCAUCGCGGUCGCACGCUGUUUUUACGAUUUUUGUUACUCAGAAAUCGACGAUGAAGGAUACGAAACAAACAACAGAAAAAGUGGCGCGUAUUAGUCUGGUCGAUUUAGCCGGUAGCGAGCGUGCCAACAGUACAGGUGCCACCGGGGUACGUUUGAAAGAAGGCGCCAAUAUCAACAAAUCAUUAACGACAUUAGGAAAAGUCAUAGCCGGACUGGCUGAACAAUCAUCAGCCGAAUCAAAAAGAACUGGAACGAAAAGACAACAGCAGAAAGAGACAUUUAUCCCUUUCCGAGACUCUGUAUUGACCUGGUUACUGAAAGAUUCUUUGGGCGGUAAUUCGAAAACAUGUAUGAUUGCAGCUAUUUCACCAGCUGAUUACGACGAAACACUCAGUACACUGCGAUAUGCAGACCAAGCAAAAAAGAUCAAGACGAAAGCUGUAAUUAAUGAAGACCCCAACGCAAAAAUGAUGAGGGAGUUGAAGGAAGAAGUUGAGGCACUUCGUCAAGCACUUAUGGUGUAUGCUCCAGAAGAAGUUGAAAAGAUAAAAGAGAUUGCACAUCCUGAUCCCGCUAAAAAACAAGUAAACACUGCUGAUACGAAUGUUAGAAAAACAUCUACAUCAAGUGCAAUGGCUACAACAACGUCAAUAAAAGCACCUGCCUCAACUGUCGUCUUCACAGAUGCCCAAGGAAAUACAACAGAAAUGACCAAGGAGGAAAUGGUGGAUCAAUUGCAAACUACAGAAAAACUAUUAAAAGAAAUGAAUAAGACAUGGGAGGAAAAGCUUAAUAUGACAAAGAAGAUUCAAGAAGACCGAGAAAAGGUCCUCAAAGAUUUAGGCAUCACCGUUCAGAAAGACAAAGUUUUUGGACUUUAUACACCGAAGGAAACGCCUUAUCUUAUCAAUUUGAAUGAAGAUCCUUUAAUGUCGGAAUGUCUGAUGUAUAAUAUCAAACCAGGCAUAACAUUUGUCGAUCACGGCACAGUAUAUGAAGAUGAGCAUCAUAGUGACAGCAACGCGUCCACAGAAACAGCAAACGAUAUGGAAAACAGACCAGAAGAUAGCGCUUCCAUUCGACUUAGCGGUUCUAAUAUUAGCAACAAUCAUUGUCAUUUCGCAAACACGAACGGCACUGUUACAUUAUACCCUAGAAAAGGUUGCACAACUAUGGUCAACGGUAUGCGUAUUACAGAACCGAAAUUGCUUAAAAGUGGAUACCGCAUUAUUUUAGGCGACCAUCAUGUGUUUCGAUUCAAUAAUCCUACUGAAGCACUAAGAGAAAGGAAUGAAAGCAUACAACAUCAGCAACAACAAAGUAGCAAGUCAGAAGACUCUAUGAACGGUAGUAUAUUGACCACUCCCUCAUCUCCACAUGCUUCCGCAUCUGAAAGGGACCUUUCUACACCCUCGCCGCCUCCGCCGCCUUUCAACAGCGAAAUUGUGGAUUGGAAUUUUGCUCGUAAAGAAGCAAUGCUCAAUACUUACAUCAAUGAAUCAAGCUUUGAUAACUUUACAGACGAAGAUUUGGAAAAACUUUUUGACGAUGUAGCUAAAGUUCGCGUUAUACGUCAACGACACCAAUCUGUUUACUCAGAUACAAGUACAAUGCCUUCACAUCGUACAUCAUAUCAAAGUAUUUACUCGACACGACCAUCUUCCAUUUCUUUAGAAAAUGAAGACAAUUACAGUACAACAAGUUCAAAUUAUAUAACAGAUAACACCAGUACAACCUCUUCCUCUCUACAUUACCUACCAGGAGCCGAAUCUUCUAACCCAUCUGCAACGAAGCCUUUUUUGGACUCGCACAAUCGCCACAGCUACAAUGCCAACCUGAACCGUUUAUCACAACGUUUUUCGUCGUCAUCUUGUCAGCAAUUGCUGCACCAGCAUCAACAGCCCAUGUCGUCGAAGGAAGAACGGCUUGCGAGAAAAGUAAUUCAGCACUGGAGGUCGAAACGGAAUGUAUCUUUGGCAAAAACAAUCCUUACUCAUGAUACCUAUGUUCGGCAGGCAAACGAACUUGCAAAGAAAGCUGGCAAAAACGUCUUCUAUCAAAUGACAGUGAUCGAAACGCAAUUGGGUGCUAAUGCUAUUUCGCUAUAUGACGGGUCAACACAUCAUCAUCAGCAGCAGCAAAGAUCUAUAUCAGCUCAAAUUGUAACUGAUGUAGAUUUAAUGAAAGUUCGCAAACCUUGCAUUGCUGUCAAAGUGAUAGAUUUGGAUCAUCAGUCGAGUUAUAUAUGGUCUACUGAAAAGUUCAUGGCCAGAUUUCGAUGUCUUCAAGGAGGCGGUGCUUACUUUGCUUCAGAUCAUCGAAAGAAAUAUGUGAAGAGAGGCGAGGAUUUGUUUUACAAUAAUGAUAUUCCAGCUUAUGUACUAGUGGGAUUUGCCAAAGUUCCUUCAAGAAAUCUCGCUACUCAAGUACCUGUGGAAAGCAGUCUUUCUAUUCAUUGUCAAAGCACAGGAGAAUGUAUGGGACAAUUAAAAGUACUAGUAGCGCCUAUUGCUCGAUCCGUUCGUCAUACGGUGUUGAUGGAGCAACACCAGCCACGACCAGAUGAAGAUCCUCAUCAUUUGCUCCAUGUGGGCCAGAAACUCGUUUUCGAUAUCUCCAUCACCUCUAUCGAAGGUGUCUCUUCUAAGCUCUUUUCCCAACUACACGCUCAAUUCCGACUGUCUGCAUUUGGUCAACAUCUCGACGGUGUCUUUGCAACAGAACCUGUUCUGUGCCAUUCUUCUACCAUAUAUCUCAAUUAUCAUCAAACAUUGUCCAUGGCAAUUACAGAGGAGGUUUUAAAUGCUAUAGAGACACAAAAUUUGAUUUUUGAGCUGUAUGGUAAACCAACAACAGAGUAUUUAGAAAGACAAAUACGGAAGAUAUAUUCUAUUGGUACUCCAGAAAAUGCGAUUGUGCCUCAUAAGCCAUCUGAUGAUGUGAUAGCCACUAUUCAGAUAUGUGAACUCACGCCGGAUGGUGACUACAAACCUGUACCCGUGGAAACUGCCCCCUUAGGAGCAGGAGAUGUGUUAGGGCAAUACGACACGUUCUCUUUGCAGCAAGGCCAACAACGACGAAUCAGCGUAUCUAUGUCUGGUUCAGCAUCGUUAGAGAAAGUAAUCGACAUGUAUAUAGGCAGAAUACGUUUGAUAGACACCACAAAAAAUCAUCGUAUGAUAGACUCUCCUCAUUACAGUAAUAAUUCACACCAAGAUAUUAUUCCUCUCCAUAUUCUUCCUGCAUCAUCUACAUCAUCUUCCACCAUUGCUGCUUUAUCAAACGCAUCUGAUAAAAUGAAUCGUCGUUGUUGUAGUGCUCAAGCAUCAUGGGAUAGUUCCCUUCAUGAUUCAUUACUUAUAAAUGCUGUAACACCUAAUCAUCAAAAAAUUCAACUUACUCUCUCCUGGACUGUCCGUCAGGAUACAGCAAUCUUGUUAUUUGAAAAAGAUAUUUUUGUUCACAUUAAGGACCAUAACAAAUCAGCAUUGAUGAAGAAGCGACUCCCUACUAAUCCAAACAGCAACAGCAAUAAACGAUCUUCUGGAUUGUUCAGUAAUUUUUUUGCGACAAAAUCAUAUUCGCAAAAGACACAAAUAACAAGCUUAUUUGUAAUUCAGUAUAAGCCUGACUUAUCCGGAAAUGCAUUGAUCAGUUUACCUCAUACAUCGUUGCCAUCAGAGAUCCUUCACUUAAGGAAGAAGGAGGAAAUGUACCUUCGAGAAGAAGUUGAAAAUAUUCGUUUUAAAAACUAUCUGCAAGCGCAACUUGAUCGAAUAGUCAAUAGUAAGAUUCAAAAGAAAGAAGGAGAUGAAGGGCUUUGUCUGGUAGACGCACAAAAAAUUAUCAAAAUAUGGAAAAAGAGACAGGAUGACAAAGCCUUCUUAUCACCUAAUUCAAACACAUUGUUUGAAAAUGUUGAUAACCGCAACAACGACAGAAGUACUGCUCUCAUUGUGAAACGGUGGAGACCUCAUGUUCACCAACUUUUAUUGCCUAAUGCAGACAGUAAAUGUAGAAAAGGCUAUCUUCUGGGCAAAAAUAUCACACAUACCAAUAUGGCUGACAAGGAAGACAAGUGGGAAAGAUUUUGGUGUGUUUUGAUAGGGUAA
Messenger RNA from Mycotypha africana, 4758 nucleotides. RefSeq lists its product as uncharacterized. Bases 1 to 4758 code for a protein of 1585 amino acids. Gene Ontology annotation, molecular function: microtubule motor activity; ATP hydrolysis activity; ATP binding. The transcript is spliced from 3 exons. Gene Ontology annotation, cellular component: kinesin complex; microtubule. NCBI's taxonomy places the organism in Eukaryota, Fungi, Mucoromycota, Mucoromycetes, Mucorales, Mycotyphaceae. Gene Ontology annotation, biological process: microtubule-based movement; cytoskeleton-dependent intracellular transport. The record is from RefSeq and is a predicted model, not a curated record.